AUGUCUGCUGUGGACAUUGCAGAAAAUACUUCUAGAAUUCCUGUCUUGAAGAAAGUCAUGCGACAUGUUAUGUAUGGAUGGCCAGACAACUACAAAGAAGAGAAUUUGAAGCCAUUUCACAAAAUUCGUCUUGAACUUACUGCUGAAAAUAAUUGUGUUCUUUGGGGGGGAAGGGUUGUGAUACCUCUGUCCCUUCAUCUCAAGGUGUUGGAUCUGUUGCACGAAACACACCCUGGAGGCAGCAGAAUGAAAAGUCCUGCGAGAAGUUACGUGUGGUGGCCCAACAUGGAUGAACAAAUAGAAGAUUUAGUGAAGGAUUGUGGCGUGUGCCAGGCACUCCAGUCUUCAAUCCCUCAUGAUAACUAUGUGCCUUGGUCAUGGCCGACCAGGCGGUGUCAGAGAUUGCAUAUGGACUUUGGCCAUUUCCAGGGUUCUGAAUUUCUUGUGAUCUUAGAUGCUCAUUCUAAAUGGCCUUCGGUGCACGUUAUGCCAAAAACUGAUUGUGUGGCAGUAAUAGAAGUGCUCAGGUCUUUGUUUGCUGCCUACGGCCCAGAGCUGUAA
Molecule: messenger RNA, 561 nt
Organism: Frankliniella occidentalis (western flower thrips)
Lineage: Eukaryota; Metazoa; Arthropoda; Insecta; Thysanoptera; Thripidae
Exons: 1
Coding region: 1-561 (186 amino acids)
Molecular function (GO): nucleic acid binding
Source: RefSeq, a predicted model, not a curated record